Sinocyclocheilus rhinocerous is the source of this 1303-nucleotide messenger RNA. RefSeq lists its product as uncharacterized. NCBI's taxonomy places the organism in Eukaryota, Metazoa, Chordata, Actinopteri, Cypriniformes, Cyprinidae. The record is from RefSeq and is a predicted model, not a curated record. The coding region runs from base 119 to 1303 and encodes 394 amino acids. The transcript is spliced from 7 exons.
CACAAUUAAGCAGAAAGGACAGGAGCCUCGACCGCGACGCUGCCAUGCAGACGCUACUUUAUUCACAUGCCCCUUCUGCACAACUGACGUGUGUAAGCCAAGACAGUACCAUCAAAUAAUGACCCAUUUAGCUGGGCAUAAACUGAGAGCAGUUGAAUAUGGAGAUCAUGUUAUAUACAGCUGUAACGUUGGCUGUGGCAAAAAGGCCAGACAUUUUCACUGCUGCAAGUGUCCCAAGAUUUACAUGAAUAAAGGUGCCAUAAAAAAGCAUCUUUGUAGCGCUCAUCCAAUAGCUACUUGCAAUCCAGAACCACAACCUGUAAGUCACCCACUCCAAGAACCUCCUUCACAACAACAUCCAGCAUCUCAUCCAACACCAGAACCUCAUUCACACCAACAACCAGCAUCUCAUCCACCACCAGAACCUCCUUCACAGCUACGACCAGCAUCUCAACCACAAGAACUUGAUUUGCAGCAAGCAGCACCUUCAGCGAUUGGGAGAAAGCAGAUCUCUGUGCAGUGUCCUAGUAGGCACAUCACAAUUAAGCAGAAAGGACAGGAGCCUCGACCGCGACGCUGCCAUGCAGACGCUACUUCAUUCACAUGCCCCUUCUGUGCAACUGACGUGUGUAAGCCAAGACAGUACCAUCAAAUAAUGACCCAUUUAGCUGGGCAUAAACUGAGAGCGGUUGAAUAUGGAGAUCAUGUUAUAUACAGCUGUAACGUUGGCUGUGAAAAAAAGGCCAGACAUUUUCACUGCUGCCAGUGUCCCAAGAUUUACAUGAAUAAAGGUGCCAUAAAAAAGCAUCUUUGCAGCGCUCAUCCAAUAGCUACUUGCAAUCCAGAACCACAACCUGUAAGUCACCCACUCCAAGAACCUCCUCCACACCAACAACCAGCAUCUCAUCCACCACCAGAACCUCCUUCACAGCUACGACCAGCAUCUCAACCACAAGAACUUGAUUUGCAGCAAGCAGCACCUGAUCCACAAGAAUUAGCAGCUUCUCCAGCGAUUGAGAAAAAGCAAAUCUCUGUUCAGGUUCCACUUAGGCACAUCACAGUUAAGCAGAAAGGGCAAGCACCUCGACCACGACGCUGCCAUGCAGACGCUACUUUAUUCACAUGCCCCUUCUGUACAACUGACGUGUGUAAGCCAAGACAGUACCAUCAAAUAAUGACCCAUAUAGCUGGGCAUAAACUGAGAGCGGUUGAAUAUGGAGCUGUAACAUUGGCUGUGGUAAAAAGGCCAGACAUUUUCACUGCUGCAAGUGUCCCAAGACUUACUUCAAGAAAAGUGAGCUAA